Molecule: messenger RNA, 776 nt
Organism: Chironomus riparius
Lineage: Eukaryota; Metazoa; Arthropoda; Insecta; Diptera; Chironomidae
Source: the annotation of a GenBank genome assembly
CCCUGAUUUCGCAUUAAUCACUAUUAAAAAUGAGCUGAGAUGAAUUAAUAUAAAGUUUUUGCAAACAAUUCUUAGUUUUAAUUUGAAUUUUCACAAGCUAACUUCUAAGUUGAACUGGAGCUUAUUUUUGGACAGCAAAAAUCAAAGAUGAAUCCACAGAGUUAUAAUCCAUUAUUACAACAAUCUGUUCCAUUUGCACAGCCAUUGAUAAACACACAAAUUACGUCACAUCAUUCUCAAAAUGUCAUUAUGCAACAAUCCAUAGCUCUUGGACCCGAUCCAAUCAUAAUGACAUGUCCAAGAUGUCAUGCAAGCAUCAAAACAGCAAUUUCUAAUGUUCCAUCGUGUGGAACUCAUUUUAUGUGCCUUUUUAUUUGCAUUCUUUCUUGUGGAUUGGGUUGCUGCAUUAUUCCUUAUUUCAUGAAGAGCUGUCAAUCGCAAAAGCAUAUUUGUCCGAAUUGCGAAUUAGCUAUUGGUGUCUAUCAAAGAUGAUAAGCAGUUAUAUAUAUUUGCUUAAAAAUGUUGGCGAUAUACUAAGUGAGAUUAUAAGCCCUAAAAAACACUUAUGUGUGUUUUCAUAUUUAAGUAAAGCAAAAAUUAUGAUUUAUACAAAAACUUUUAUGAAAUGCAGUCAUGAUAAAUAAUAGAUAAGCCUUGUUUGCACAAGAUAUCAUUCCAUUUCCUGCUAAAAAUUUGACAGGCCAAAAUUUAUGGAGUCAUCACAAAUGACACCUAUCAAAAGUUUAACUCUUAACACCCCUCCCCCCCCCCCCCCC